UAGGAAGCUGGUUGUCUCCUGACCGCCGCAGAGGUCCAGAGCCUCACGUCAAGUCUGGUCCGUGCCCGACCCUCUUCUGACUUCCGUACUGGCUCGUCCGCGCACGCGCCUUGAGAUGCUGCCGUUUCUGCGCAGGCGCAUUGUCAGCACCCCGCCCCGGGCGCAGGCGCAGUGCGAGCGUGUCGACUCUGGCACAGGCGCAAUGCAGCGCUCGGCCCCGGCGCAGGCGUUUGGGGGUUGGUUGCUCCCGCCCCGCUUCCUCGUCCGCCUUCUCCACCGGGCUCGGGUGGGGCCCGGAGGCAGCGAGUGACAGGCACUACGGGCCGCGGGAGCAGGGCGAGUGGCAGCCAUGUCGGACAGCGGGGCGAGCCGCCUGCGGAGGCAGCUGGAGUCGGGGGGCUUCGAGGCGCGGCUGUACGUGAAGCAGCUGUCGCAGCAGUCGGACGGCGACCGCGACCUGCAGGAGCAUCGGCAGCGGGUGCAGGCGCUGGCCGAGGAGACGGCGCAGAACCUGAAGCGCAACGUCUACCAGAACUACCGGCAGUUCAUCGAGACGGCGCGCGAGAUAUCCUACCUGGAGAGCGAAAUGUACCAGCUGAGCCACCUGCUGACGGAGCAGAAGAGCAGCCUGGAGAGCAUCCCGCUGGCACUGCUGCCCGCCGCCGCCGCGGGCGCCUCCGCGGGUGAGGACACAGCGGGCGCGGGGCCGCGGGAGCGCGGGGCGGCCCAGGCAGGCUUCCUGGCCGGGCCGGCGGGCGUCCCUCGCGAGGGUCCCGGGACGGGCGAGGAGGGCAAGCAGCGAACACUCACCACGCUGCUGGAGAAGGUGGAGGGCUGCCGGGACCUGUUGGAGACGCCAGGUCAGUACCUGGUGUACAACGGGGACCUGGUGGAAUACGACGCGGACCACAUGGCCCAGCUGCAGCGCGUGCACGGCUUCCUCAUGAACGACUGCCUGCUGGUGGCCACCUGGCUGCCACAAAGGCGAGGCAUGUACCGCUACAACGCGCUCUACCCGCUGGACCGCCUGGCGGUGGUCAACGUCAAGGAUAAUCCACCCAUGAAAGACAUGUUCAAGCUGCUCAUGUUCCCGGAGAGCCGAAUCUUCCAGGCGGAAAAUGCCAAGAUUAAACGCGAGUGGCUGGAGGUGCUGGAGGAAACCAAGAGGGCGCUCAGCGACAAGAGGAGGCGGGAGCAGGAGGAGGCAGCAGCCCCGCGUGCAACACCACCGGUCACUUCCAAGGGCAACAACCCGUUUGAGGAUGAGGAUGACGAAGAACUGGCCACCCCCGAGGCGGAGGAGGAAAAGGUUGACCUUUCCAUGGAGUGGAUCCAGGAGUUACCUGAAGACCUGGAUGUUUGUAUUGCACAGAGGGACUUUGAGGGUGCUGUGGACUUGCUGGACAAAUUAAAUCACUACCUGGAAGAUAAGCCUAGCCCACCUCCUGUGAAAGAGCUGAGGGCCAAAGUGGAUGAACGAGUACGACAGCUCACCGAGGUGCUUGUGUUUGAACUCUCCCCGGAUCGCUCUCUGAGAGGCGGCCCUAAGGCCACUCGAAGGGCAGUGUCUCAGCUGAUCCGGCUGGGCCAGUGCACGAAGGCUUGUGAGCUGUUUCUGAGGAACAGGGCAGCAGCCGUGCACACUGCCAUCCGCCAGCUUCGAAUUGAGGGCGCCACUCUGCUCUACAUUCACAAGCUGUGCCAUGUCUUCUUUACCAGCCUCCUAGAGACUGCAAGGGAGUUUGAGACAGAUUUUGCAGGCACGGACAGUGGCUGCUACUCUGCCUUUGUGGUCUGGGCAAGGUCGGCAAUGGGCAUGUUCGUGGAUGCUUUCAGCAAGCAGGUUUUUGACAGCAAGGAGAGCCUGUCCACCGCUGCUGAGUGUGUGAAGGUAGCCAAGGAGCACUGCCAGCAGCUGGGAGAGAUUGGGCUGGAUCUCACCUUCAUCAUCCAUGCCCUGCUGGUGAAGGACAUCCAGGGGGCCUUGCACAGUUACAAGGAGAUUAUCAUUGAAGCCACCAAGCACCGAAACUCGGAGGAGAUGUGGCGUCGGAUGAACCUGAUGACUCCUGAGGCCCUGGGCAAGCUCAAGGAAGAGAUGAGAAGUUGCGGGGUCAGUAACUUUGAGCAGUACACAGGAGAUGACUGCUGGGUGAACUUGAGCUACACAGUGGUAGCCUUCACCAAGCAGACCAUGGGCUUCCUGGAGGAGGCAUUGAAAUUGUACUUCCCAGAGCUACACAUGGUGCUCCUGGAGAGUCUGGUGGAGGUCAUACUGGUUGCUGUGCAGCAUGUGGACUACAGCCUGCGGUGUGAGCAGGACCCAGAGAAGAAGGCUUUCAUCAGGCAGAACGCAUCCUUCCUUUAUGAGACUGUUCUGCCAGUGGUGGAGAGGAGAUUUGAGGAAGGCGUGGGGAAGCCUGCCAAGCAGCUGCAGGACCUUCGGAAUGCAUCUAGACUCCUGCGGGUGAAUCCCGAGAGCACCACUUCUGUGGUCUGAGGCUUUGGUUCGCUGUGGGGUGUGUGUGUGUGUGUAUACAUGUACUACAGAUGCAUUAUUUGUAUUUACAUUACACAAUGUCAGCACAUUCCUCAGAGACACAAACAGCAUAUAAAAGCGCCCUCUUAAAAAUGCAGUCAAAGGCUGGAGAGAUGGCUCAGCAGUUAAGAGCACUGACUGCUCUUCUGAAGGUCCUGAGUUCAAAUCCCAGCAACCACAUGAUGGCUCACAACCAUCUGUACAGCUACAGUGUACUCAUAUACAUAAAAUAAAUAAGUCUUUAAAAAAAAUGCAGUCAAAAGAAGAAAGAUAAUAUGUUAAGCGUCACACAAAACCCCUCCCCUCCAAUACUGGUAUUGCUAGAGCACAUACCAUGCUUUGUUUAAAAAACAAACAAACAAACAAACAAACACUUUAAGUAGAGUGUAUGGUCACACCAGAGCAUUUCAGGUUACUCUUUAACUUGAAACACACUUCUCACAGUAGCACAUCCAGGAGCAUUGCACUUCUAUGCUGCCUAGAAAAGUAUGUAAGUCCACAGGGUUUAAGUAUGCUGUGAAGCAUUCCAAGUCAACAAAAUGGCUUCUUAAUGGUCAGUGCUGUGUAACACACCUGUGUUAUAUACUGAAACAAAUCAACUUGAAAAGAAAUGAGUUGGGAAAAUUGGUUUGGGAUAAAUUUGAAUAAGUGGGCCCCAGGUCCUUCAGUGUUUGUAGCAUGUGGAAGGAAGCCUUCAUAAAACUUUGCGGCAUCCGAAAGUCACUGGAAGGUAGCAUGUUCCCUGGCUAAGUAGAUGCAUCUCUUUUGGGGAAUCACAAGGACUGUGUGGAAUUUUUAACGUAUUCCAGAACUGAAUGGAUUUUCUGAUGCAACACAUUUUGCCAUGUUCAGGAAGUGAGUCUUGCUGAAAAGCUACACCAAGGGUCCUAGCAGUAGGCCCUUACUUAAGUAACUCCAACCCCUGCAGACACUUCACCACCAGCCUGGGUUUGGAGCCACUGAGACUUCUGGCAAAUGCAGAACUCCCUCUUUGAGUAAUUAUAGAGUUCAGGGUGUCUGUAGGUUAGGAGUUAAAAAAAGAAUGCAAUGUCACUCCUUAAGAAUGCUAGAGAUUUGUUUUUGGUUGUUUUGUUUUCUUAAGAUAGUUUUCAGCCCAGACUGGUUUUGAGCUGGCUUUGUCGCCAAGGAUGACCUUGAAUUUCUAAUCCUCCCAACUCCACUUCCCAAGGGUUGCGAUUACAGGUAUGUGCCACAAUGCCAUUUAUGCUGUGUUGGAGAAAAAACCCUGAUAUUGCUCAUACUAGGCAAGCACCCUACCCACUGCCACAACUGCUGCCCUGAUAGGUUUUGUAACCUAGUAACUGAGUGGGGAAGGACCUUCUGUGAUUCCUCAAAUGCUGGGCUGCAUUUUAAAAAACAAGAGCCCAGUGUGCUGGUGCAUACUUUUAAUUGGUACUGGGAGGCAAGGACAAGUGGAUCUCUGAGUUCAAGGCCAGCCUGAUCAACAAGGUGAAUUCCAGGACAGCCAGGGCUCUGUAGAAAGACCCUGCCUUAAAAACAACUUUUAAAAGAAUUCCAGAUUGUAAUACUUAUUUCAGGUUGUUCAGUAAAGGGAAAGGUGGGUAGGUGGGAGCCCCUAAGAUUUCUAAACUGAACUCUGCUCUGAUUAUCUUAAUGUUCUGUUAGAAUGUGUUUGCUGAGACCCAUUUCCCACUAGCUUGUAGCUGUGGUUUUUGCCCAUGAUGCUAUGUUUUUAUGUCCAUUGGUUCUAAAGGUUAUUUCUUGUCUGAAUAAAGAGGUGGUAGUAAGCCAUAAAAUGAUGUAAAACCCUAAACAGCUUCUGCAGUGAUCCAAAGUUGUUAAGACUCCUCAGCUUCAUUAACUCAACUCAGACCAGCAGGUUUUCUUUCUCUCUCUUUUUUUUAAGCUCUCCGUAUGUAGAAAGAUCACUGAGAUCACCAUUACAGACUUUCACUUUUUCCAUGUUAGGGUUUGUUUUAAGUGACAGGGUCCCUCUAUAAGACCAAGCUGGCCUUGAACUCACAGAGAUCACCCUGCUUCUGCCUCCUGAGUGCUGGGAUUAAAGUUGUGCUCCACUAUGCCUUGCUAAGUUAGAAUUUUCUAUAUGACCAUAACUGGAUGUUCCAGCCAAACAGUUUCUCUUAAGAUACUGGAAACUUGAAUUUUAUGGAAUUGUGUGGUUGUGAGGAUACAUGUUUCCCCAUAAAAUAAAUGACUGUCUCUUUAAGGAA
Messenger RNA from Mastomys coucha (southern multimammate mouse), 4752 nucleotides. It is a transcript of the gene Exoc8, whose product is annotated as exocyst complex component 8. The record is from RefSeq and is a predicted model, not a curated record. Gene Ontology annotation, cellular component: exocyst. The transcript has a single exon. Bases 350 to 2500 code for a protein of 716 amino acids. Gene Ontology annotation, biological process: intracellular protein localization; Golgi to plasma membrane transport; exocytosis. NCBI's taxonomy places the organism in Eukaryota, Metazoa, Chordata, Mammalia, Rodentia, Muridae.